Molecule: messenger RNA, 1902 nt
Organism: Hyla sarda
Lineage: Eukaryota; Metazoa; Chordata; Amphibia; Anura; Hylidae
Gene: POLE2
Product: DNA polymerase epsilon 2, accessory subunit
Exons: 19
Coding region: 148-1731 (527 amino acids)
Biological process (GO): DNA-templated DNA replication; error-prone translesion synthesis
Cellular component (GO): epsilon DNA polymerase complex
Molecular function (GO): DNA binding
Source: RefSeq, a predicted model, not a curated record
GAACUGUGGUCUCCAGCAAAAUGGCGGCUUGAUGCGGACAAAGAUUAACAGCUGGUUUUAUACUCUGGUGACAGCGCGCUGCAGAGCGGAUGUUUACGGAAUGACGUCAUCACAGCUGUCUGCAGGGUUUGGCGCGAACCUUUCGAGAUGGCAGCUGACAAACUGAAGAGUAAAGUGUCCUCCGCCUUUAAGAUGCACGGCCUCCUCCUGCGGGGGGAGGCCAGCAAGUACCUCAGUGAAGUGCUCCGGUCUGUAAAUGAAGUGGAGAUUGAGGACGUCAUUGACAGUAUAAUUGAUGCUGUGGAGAAGCAGCCAUUGUCCUCUAACAUGAUCGAGAAGUCAACAGUGGAGACUGCCGUACAGGAAUGCAGCCGCUCGUGUGAUGAAACAAUAGAGCACAUCUUCAACAUUAUUGGAGCAUUUGACGUCCCAAGAUUCAUCUAUAACUCUGAAAGAAAGAAGUUUCUGCCUUUAAAAAUAGCGAAUUAUCCUGAACCCAAUCUGCUUGCAAGUGCAAGAGACAAAGCCGAGUUAUUCCGGGAGAGAUACACAAUACUGCAGCAGAGAACUCACAGACAUGAGCUCUUCACGGCGCCUGUUAUUGGUGCAAACCCUGAUGAAGGCAGAAGCAAAUUUCAGCUCAAAACUGUUGAAAACCUCUUAGGCAGCGCAGCAAAGAUGGGGGAGGUGAUUGUACUCGGGAUGAUAACGCAGCUAAAGGAGGGCAAAUAUUUCUUGGAAGAUCCCAGUGGAACCGUUCAGCUUGAUCUCAGCAAAGCACAGUUCCAUAGUGGCUUGUACACAGAGUCCUGCUUUGUUCUUGCAGAAGGUUGGUAUGAAGAUAAAGUAUUUCAUGUAAAUGCCUUUGGAUUUCCUCCCACUGAACCUUCUAGCACAACACGGGCGUAUUACGGUAAUAGCAAUUUCUUUGGUGGACCAUCUGCAACAUCAGUAAAAGCUUCAGUCAAACUGAAACAACUGGAAGAAGAGAAUGAGGACGCCAUGUUUGUGUUUGUGUCUGAUCUCUGGUUGGAUCACGUUGAAGUGAUAGAGAAACUCCAUGUAAUGUUUUCAGGAUACUCUACAGCUCCUCCAACUUGCUUCAUUUUCUGCGGCAAUUUCUCUUCAGCGCCCUAUGGAAAGAAUCAAAAUCAGUCACUAAAAGAGACUCUGAAGAAUCUUGCAGAUGUCAUAUGUGAGUACCCGACUAUACACAAAAGCAGUCGGUUUGUGUUUGUACCUGGUCCUGAGGACCCCGGCCCUGGUUUUAUUCUUCCAAGACCUCCUAUUGCAGAACACAUUACAGCGGACUUUAGACAACGAGUGCCUUUCUCCAUUUUCACCACAAAUCCUUGCAGAAUCCAAUACUGCACACAAGAAAUAAUCGUGUUUCGGGAGGAUCUGGUGAACAAAAUGUGCAGGAACUGUGUGCGCUUUCCUAGCAACAGCUUGGAUAUUCCAAACCAUUUUGUGAAAACAAUCCUGUCUCAGGGACACCUGACGCCUCUUCCACUGUUUGUCAGCCCCGUAUACUGGGCGUAUGAUUAUACUCUGCGCUUAUAUCCUUUGCCUGAUCUAGUAGUCGUUGCAGAUAAAUAUGAUCCUUUCUCCAUCUCGAAUACCGAAUGCCUCACCAUCAACCCUGGUUCAUUUCCAAGAAGUGGAUUUUCUUUUAAGGUGUAUUACCCAUCUAAUAAGACAGCAGAAGAUAGCAAACUGCAGAACGUGUGACCGGAUGAUGAAAAUAAGCUUAUGGGCGACAGAAGAUUUUAAAACCCUUUCUGUAAAAAGUGUUUUGUUUUUUCUUUUUUUUUAUGUACAUUAUGUCUGUAUUUUAUGUAUUGGUUACAUUGAUAAUGUAUUGUAAUAAAUGAUGAAAUCUGGUUCAUUUCUCUUGGAUCA